AUGGAAGUAGCAAUAGAAGGGGGAUCCUUUGAAAAGCUACAAUUUAAAAAAUGUGAAGAUAACUAUAUUUUAGAUCAACAUUUAAGGACUUGUUUUAGUUAUUUAUUAUUAUAUAUUAUAAAGGAAUAUAAUUAUUUAUACAAAAUAAAAUAUAAUAUUAUACAAAAUAGUUUGAAAACAUGCACCAGUCAAUCCAAAUAUUCCAACUUAUAUAAUCAUAAGACAUUGCCAUAUUCUCAGAAAUGGGAUGAUAAUAUAAUUUAUGAUAUUAUAAGUAAUUCCAAUUAUUUUUGUAAUAACUUCGAAUUAUUUAAUGAGCAAAAUUAUUUCACUGAAAAUAUUCAUAGCACAAAUUAUACAAAAAUAAAAUGUUUAUCAAGUUCAACAAAUUUAAAAGAACAAAAUAAAUAUGAAGAAAUACCAUCAUAUAUAUUAUAUGAUAGAGCAGUAAUAGGAGGGGGCCUAACAGUAAACCAUAAUUUAAAAAAUGAAUUUCCCCAAAUUUGGGAUGGAAUCAAACCAUUCUUAUCACCAAAUGAAUAUCACAAUAAUAAAAAAAAGGACACAACAAUAGUAAGUUUCAAUAUAAGCAAAGAAAACCAAUUACUUACCACAAAAAAUUUCGAACAUAUUCAAAAUUCGAAAAGCAUUUUCAUUGAUAAUAACAAACAAGCGAACAAAAUGGCCACUAUUAUGCACAAUAGCAGCCAUAGCUAUGUUUGCAAAAAUGAUCUUGACACAUUUGAUAAAGCCAUAUAUGAACAGCCUCCGAAAAAUUUACAAUGGAAUCAUAAUGAAAUAUUAAACUAUAGAAUUGUAAAAGAUGGAGACUCUGUCUCUGAAUAUAAAACUUUUAACAAUAUCGAUAAUAUCAAUCGAUUUAGUAAAAGUUGUGAAUAUCGAGACAAUAGUAAUCGAAAUAAUGAUGGUGGCCAAGAUAGCAGUGAGAAAAAUGAAAGCGAGGGAGAUAAAGAAAAGGAAAUAAAUAAUAAUGAGAACUCAAAUAAUUCUGAACAAAAUAAUAGUAAUAACAAUCAAGGUCAAAAUAAUAAUCAAAAUUACGGAGGAGGAGGAGGAGAACAAAAUGGUGAAAACGGUGAAGAUGAAGAAAAUAAUAAUAAUAAUGGGGAAGAUGAUAAAGAUAAAAAUGACGAAGAUGAAGAAGGGGAAAAUGUUAAGAAAGAAAUUAGUGAAAAGGAAAAAUAUAAAUUUUUUUAUAAAAAAAUAAAAGAAAUACAAUCGAAUAUUUUUGUAAAAAGAUGUAAAAAUGUUGAAAAAUACUUUAAAAAAAAAAUAUUUAAUUAUAUAAAUAAGAAUAAUAUAAUAUGCAACAUGAAUAUAGAUACAAUAUUCAUUUAUUUAAAAAAUGUAUAUUAUUUAAUUCUUAAUAAUAAACAAUUAGUAUUUUUUUUUAUAUAUAAUACUAAUGAUGUUAUGAAUGCUAUCAUUAAUACAGAAAAGUGUAACGAAAUAAGUUAUAGUGAAAAAGAUUUUUUUUUAUAUUUCUUAUCAAAUGAAAAGGAAAUAUAUAAAAAAAUAUUUGAUGAAAUCAAUUUAAAAUAUGAUAAAAAUGAACUUAUAUUAAAAUUAAAAAAAUUAAAAAAAAGAUUAAAUGAUUUAAAACAUACAGAAGAAACUAAUUUAUUUGAAGAAAGUAUGAAACAACUUGGGUUGUUUAAAGAUGUUUCAAAAUGUGUUAAUAGUAGUAGUAGUCCUAAUUGUCAAAGUAAUGUUUCAAAUGAAGAUAUAUGUAAACUUUUUAAUUAUACAAAUAAAAGAUUUUUAAAAAAUUAUAAGGCAGUAUCUCAUAAACUGUCCUUAAAAAAUUUGUUACCAAAAUUAUAUAAUUGUAAAGAUUUAAAAGAAACGAAUAAUUUAAUAUGUAACGUUGGAAAGAAUGUUAAAAAUGUUACAAAAGGUGGUGUUGGAUUGGAUGGAAAAAAGAAAAAGAAAAAUAAAAAAAAUAAAGAAGCAAAUAUGAAAAAAAAUAAUAUGAAUAAUUCGAUGAUUAAUAUGAAUCCAUAUUUCAAUAAUUUUGCUAAAGGCACAAAUAUGAAUCCCUUUAUGAACAAUAAUAUAGGUAAUCCACAAAUAAAUAAUUCAUUUAAUUAUUUUAGAGGCUUUCCAAAUCCUCAAAAUAAUGGGUUUCCAAAUGAUAAUAACUUCCCAAGAUUUUAUAACAAUAUGCAAUAUGCACAACAUAUGCAAAAUAAUCCCAAUUUUAAAGAUAACAAUUUAAAUGAUAAAGAUGAUAAUAAAAAUAAUGAAACAGAUGAAAAAGGUGAUGAAAAUGAAGUAAAGAAAAAAACGAUAAGAGGUAUAACUUCUUUUACAUUAUUUGCUAGAGAAAAACGGAAAGAAUUGUUAAAUCAAAAAGUAUUUUUAGGUAGCUCUUUAACUGAACAAACAUCUGCUGUUGCUAAAAUUUGGAAUAGUUUAAGUGAUGAAAAAAAGAAAGAAUGGGCUGUUAAAGCUUCAAAAAUAAAUGAAGAAAAUUUCUUAUUACAAAAAAAAAAGAAAAAAAGAAAAUUUACUGCCUUUAGUAUAUUUGCUAGAGAAAAAAGAAAAGAAUAUAAAGAAAAAAAUAUUGAUAUGGGUUUAACAUUAGCUCAACAAAAUUCUUAUGUAUCAAAAUUAUGGAAACAAUUAUCUACUGAAGAAAAAAAUAGAUAUAAAUAUUUGUCAAAUACUGUCAAUGCAGCUGUAGCAAAAAAUAAUAAAAAUCAAGUAAACUAUAUUAAUGGUCAAAAAGUUAGUGGAUUUAAAGGAAGAAUUAAAGCUUUAGAUAAUAUGAUGAGUCAACAUUUUUCAAACAACAACAAUCUCAUGUAUAACGAUAUGAAUAAUAUGUCAAACUUUAACAAUAACAACAAUAAUAAUAACAAAAUGAUGUUUAAUCAAAACCAAGUAAUGAUGGGAAAUGAAGCUAGUUCAUAUAAUAUGAAUUAUAUGGCUAAUAUGCAAAAUAUUCCUCAAAGUGAUAAUAAUAUGAAUUAUUUUAAUUAUAUGGAAAAUAUGAAUAAAAAUAUGCCAAUGGGUUACAUGAACAAUGAUAUGAAUAUGAUGCCUGAUAAUGGUGAUGAUAAAGGUAAAAAAAAUUCCUUAAAAAAAAAUAAGAAAAAAAAAAAUGAAAAUUUUAAUGAUCCAAAUCAAUUAAUGAAUAAUCCUAACUAUAUGCUAAAAAAUCCUAAUUCAUUUAAUCAACAAAAUUACAAUUCUUUACCAUAUCAUAAUGAUGGUUUAAAUAAUACUAACAGUUAUUACCCCUUACCUUUUCCUAAUGAUAAUAAUAAUGAAAUUAAUAAUAACACAAUAAAUAAUAAUUCUGAAAUGUACAGAAAUAUUGUUAUUAAUAACAAUACUCAGAAUAUGAUGACAGAAAAUAAUCAAAAUGUUAUGUUAAAUAAUAUGUAUGAUCAAAAUCAAAUAUCUAUGAAUCCAAAUAAUAUAGUAAAUGCAACUACACAAAUGAAUACCAUGAAAAAUAAUAUGGCUAUCAAUCCUGAUGUGCCUAUAAUAAAUAAUGCAAAAGGAGAACACAACAUGCCGAUAAACCAAAUAGAUAAUAACAAAUUGAUGCAAACGCAUCCUAAUGUUUACAUAAACAACGGGCUUAAUAAUACUAAUGUAAAUGAAAAUUCGGGAAUGCCAAAUAAAAUAAAUUUCCCAGGACAUGAACAUGGUGAUUUUGGAUUUAAUAAAUUUCAAAACGAACCAAAUGAAAUGUACGAAGGUGAUAAUGCAAAUAUUGGUGGACCACCAGGUAGUCAAACUAAUAUGCUUAUGCAUAAUUAUCAAGUAAUGAAUGGUAACAACCCUCAAAAUGGAGCAAACAUAGAUGAUAUUUUAAAAAAAAAAAUGAUGAAAGAUGAGAAAAAAAAAUUAAAGGAAGAAAAAAUGAUGUUAAAAGAAUAUGACAAAAGAAGGAAACAAAUGUUAAAAGCAGAAAAAUUAAUGGAAAAAAAUAAAAAUAAACCAAUGGUUAAUGGUGAAAAUAAUGGAAUGCCUAUUGAUUCAAAUUCAGGAUAUUAUGAUCCUGCAAAUAUAAUGAAUAAUAAUAAUGGCAAUAUGGCUAUGUACAUGAAUAUGAACAAUUAUGAUGUUUCAAACCCAUUAAUAAAUAAUCCAAUGAUUAAUAAUUAUAAUUUUUAUGGUAACCUCGAUAAGCAAAAUAUAAAUGUUGUAAAUAAUACAUCAACUACUAUAAGCCCUAGAAACAAUACUAAUAAUACAACUAACAGUGGUGUUAUUUCUGCCCCUACUGAUGAAGUAAAUAAUGAUGAAUUUUCAAAUUAUACUUAUGCUAAUAAAUUUAUGACUGAUUCAAGUGGAGUAGUCAGAAAUAAUAAUUCUAUACCCAAUGAUAGUAAUAUACAAAUUUCUGAUGAUAUUAAAAAAUAUGACCAUGUAAUAAAUAAUGGUAUUCAUGAUAAUACAAAAUUAGGGAAUCAUAUCACUGAUCAUCAACAUAUACCAAAUGAACAAAUCCAAAAAGCGGGAAUUAAUUCGUCUGUAAUUAAUCCUAACAUGCCUGAUAAUCUAAACCAUUCAACUUAUUUAAAUUCAAAUAAAGAUUAUUUUAACAAUACUAGCUAUUUUAAUAAUGUAAUGCCAAAUGAUCAAGUAAUGUACCAACACACAAAUGGGUCACCAAAUGUUGUAAACAAUGGAGUACCAAUUAAAUAUUUAAUGGAAAAUGGAGGGAAUCCAAAUAAAAUAUAUGGAUAUAACAACAACAAUUAUCUUAAUAAUAUGAAUCAAAAUGAAAGAACACCAAAUGGAAUAUCAGGUGGAUCACCUAAUAAUGCUGGUGUUAUUAUAAAAAAUGAUGACUAUUUUAAUACUAUGGCAAGAGAAAAAGAUAAUAAUAAUGAUAUAAAAGUUGAUCAAAAUUUUAAUAAUACUAAUUAUUAUCAACCAAAUUCUACAAAUACAUAUAUAAAUCCAAAUACUAACAGAAAUGGAAAUAAUGUAAUAGUAGGUUCUGUUAAUAUGAAUAAUAAUAAUAAUAAAAUGGCUCAUGGCCCAUCUUCUUUUUCAAAUGAUCAUGUAAAAAAUCAUAAUAAAAUAAAUAAUUCUAUUUCAUAUGAAGUAGAUGAUCCAAAUCAAGGUUAUGCCAAUAUGAAUAAUCCUCCUGUACAUUUACAUGCAUCUAAACAACAUAACCAAUCACAAUAUAUAAAUUUAAAUGAAACAAUAAACAAUGAUAUUAAUAUGGGAAUGAAUAUGGAAUAUAACAAUAGAAUGAAUUAUAUAAACAUAAAUAAUGACAAUAAUAAUAAUAAUAAAAAUAACAACCCAGCAUAUUUUUAUCCCCAUAAUAGAAAUACCAAUAUUCCUAAUGGAGAGAAUAUGAUGUAUUUCCCUGAACAUGUUGUUCCAGAAAAUAAAAUGCCAGGAAACCUUGUCUAUUUUGACACGGAUAUGAAUAGAGUACCUGGAGCAAUGGAGGAUAUUGAAAUUAGUGGCCAUAAAGGGAAACAAUUUUUUAAUAACGCAUCUCAUUUUUUAGAGUUAGUUGAUAAAAAAAGAAUAAAACGGAAAAAAAAAAAAUCAUCUGUGAAUAAUGUAAAUGGAGACAAUGAUACAAUAUGGGAUUUAGUUUUGAAAAAUAAAUCAAAAAGAGAACGUCGAAAAAAUAAAAAAUCAAAUGAACUUACAAUAGAUAAUACAUUAGAAGAUAUAAUUAAUUCAGAUCAAAACCCCAAUGAUGAUUUAAAUUUACUCUGUCUAAAUAAUAAUGGAUAUUAUUUAAACACUGAUCAGGAUAAACAAAUGGAAGAAAACAAUGACAUAAAUGGAUUGACUAAUAAAGAAAGGGAUGAUGAAGAUGCUGAUAAAGGAAAUAAUGAAAAUGAAGAUGAUAUCCUUAGUUUAUUAAACAUAUGUAUGCCAAAUUAUUCUACAAAAUUAAAUAUAAAUGAACGCGGUGAAGUUACUUAUGAUGAUAAGCGUACAUAUAAUUCUAAUACAAUAAUGAAUGAUAAUGAUAAUGAUUUUAAUUUUUUGAUGAAAACGAAAAAUAAAGUUAAUGAAAAUUUAAAUAAAUGCCAAAUUGAGAAAUAUAAUAAUGCAUAUAAAAAAGCUAAAUUAUGUAAAUGGUCAGAACAACAAACUAAUAAAUUUUAUGAAGUUAUUGAAAUGUUUGGUGUUGAUUUAAUGAUGGUUAGGGCAUUAUUACCAUCUUUUACAGAUAAACAAAUUCGAGAUAAAUAUAAAAAAGAAAAAAAAAAUAAUCCCUAUAGAAUAGAUCAAGCAUUAAAAAAAAAUAAAGAAAUCGAUUUGGAAGCAUAUGAAAAUGAACAUGGAAAAAUUGAUCAUUCGACACAUCAUAAUUAUUAUGACUCAGCUAGCGAUUUAGAUAACUCUUCUCCGAAAAAAAAUAAUAAAGACGUGGAUGAUUCAGAAAUCAACAUCUUAAGCAUUUUUGAUAACAAAGAUGAUGAUUACAAUAAUAAUGCCAAAGAUCAAGGAGAAGAUAAGGGCAUCACAGAUUUUAAUAUACUGACUUUAUUUUAA
This is a messenger RNA of Plasmodium vinckei vinckei, 6519 nucleotides long. RefSeq names its product high mobility group protein B3, putative. The record is from RefSeq and is a predicted model, not a curated record. Bases 1 to 6519 code for a protein of 2172 amino acids. Lineage: Eukaryota; Apicomplexa; Aconoidasida; Haemosporida; Plasmodiidae. The transcript is spliced from 4 exons.